Molecule: messenger RNA, 1179 nt
Organism: Fomitiporia mediterranea MF3/22
Lineage: Eukaryota; Fungi; Basidiomycota; Agaricomycetes; Hymenochaetales; Hymenochaetaceae
Exons: 5
Coding region: 10-957 (315 amino acids)
Cellular component (GO): membrane
Source: RefSeq, a predicted model, not a curated record
CUUUCUGUGAUGGCAUUCACUGAAGGCUUUCCUCUUAUCCCACUAUUAAUCGCAGUGCUCCUCGCGGCUCAUGGACUUCGUAAGAAGUCGUUAUCGCCAUCUGGGGCAUUGGCCGCCUUAGUUGUAGGGUUCAUCAUGAUGUCCGCGCGCGUCCGUACUUUUGGUGUCUCGCUCAUUGUCUUCUAUCUUGUCGGAUCGCGAGCGACAAAAAUCGGACAGCUCACAAAGGCAACUCUAGAAGAAGGACACCAAGAAGCAGGGUAUAGAACAGCUGAACAGGUCCUCUGUAAUUCAUUCUCGGCAUUCCUUGCUACGCUCCUCUGGAUUGCGCUUUUCGUACCUGGCUCGUAUCUUGCCCAGAUUCUUCCACAGGGAAUUGUCUUUCAAGAGGAGCCUUACUCUCAAAAUGUCUGGUGCCCGCUAUCGGUCUCGCACGGACAUGGAUGGAGUCGAUUCUUGUUACUUGUCUCGUUGGGACAUUUUGCAUGCUGCCUUGGGGACACGCUUGCAUCAGAACUCGGGAUACUUUCUAAGUCUCCACCUAUUCUUAUCACAACCCUCGCGCGGGUCCCUCCUGGAACAAAUGGUGGCGUCUCUAUUCUUGGUACUGCCGCAUCUGCGUCGGGCGGUGCCAUCAUGGGUUUGACAAUGGCCAUUUCACUUGCAAUGGAAAGUUCUGCUUGCCGCGAAAACGUUAUCGGAUUACUUGUGGAGCUAACUAUUGUUGGCGCCGCUGCCGGAUUGUUUGGAUCUUUGAUCGAUUCCCUUAUGGGCGCUACUAUUCAGCGCACACGCUACUCGAAAAAGACCAAACGCAUCUUACAAGAUGAAACACCCGCCCCCGUAUCUUCAUCUGAUGAAAUCCAGGUUGUCAGUGGAUUCGAUUUGCUUACAAAUAACCAGGUGAACCUAGUGUCUUCGAUAAUCAUUGCUCUUGCAACAGGAUAUCUUGCUUAAUAUCAUAUCACCUACACUGGAUGUUCUCGUACUGCACGCUACUCGAUUACACUGAGCAGCUGCACUUACGCAUGCUUGGUUCCGUCUUUUACGUCCUUUAGUACAAUUAUCUCUGUCAUUAAUGGCAUUCGGAACUCUUAGUAUUGUGAGAAGAACUGAACCUUUUCGAUUUUCUGACUUUAUUGCCCUUUGCAAGCACUGUGUACUACCUGAUGAGAACGA